This is a messenger RNA of Ochlerotatus camptorhynchus, 755 nucleotides long. RefSeq lists its product as uncharacterized. Lineage: Eukaryota; Metazoa; Arthropoda; Insecta; Diptera; Culicidae. The transcript has 5 exons. The coding region runs from base 1 to 753 and encodes 250 amino acids. The record is from RefSeq and is a predicted model, not a curated record.
AUGUCACCAAGUGACAAAAAACAUAGCCUUAAAAAAGAACUAGCACAUAUGAGGGAAUCUUUGAAUGAUUCACAUACAGAAAUACAAAACUUAAAGGAAAUAUUGAACGAAAUGACACUCUCUAAGCAGUAUUUGAUCAAUGAGCUGCAUGAAACGCAAUUCACUAACGUUAAAUUAGUAAGAAGAUUGGAUAAACAGAGGGAUUCCUUCGCAGAAGAGAACGAGCUAUUAAAGUUGGAAAUGGGACGGAUAAAGUCUUCCCUCAAGCUGAUGCAGCGAUCGUUACACGUAUCCAACCGCAAACUAGCUCGUCACAUGCGUGGCUGUGCCGGAACCCGGUUUCGACUGGGAGAGAUGUUCCUUCGGAUGCGGUCUACCAAGCGUCGGCACGAAAGACAUCGGAAUCGCUACCAACAGAUGUGCCUUCAGUUUGCUGCGUACGUUCGGGAACAGAAUCGCUACAUGCUGGCCGCGGUCGAGGCAAAACUUAGCAACGAGAGCAUUAGCGCCUGCCACCGGCAGUAUCUGGAUCUGCUGACGCGAUGCUCCCAGCUGUUGCAUGAAAAUAUGAACCUUAGACUGCUGGCAAUGAACCAGUCGGAUGAAGCUGAAGACCAGCCAAAUAGAGGCUCAGACGGCGAGAGUACAGUGGGUGAAACAGUUGAGAAAAACCAAGAUACAACAGAAUCCGAAGAAACUAUAUUUAAGAAGUACAUAAAGGCUCCGGAAAGGCAACGGCAUCACUCAAUAUAAAA